AUGUCGAUGUCGAAGAGUUCUAAGAUGCUUCAGUUCAUCAACUACAGGAUGCGAGUGACGAUCCAAGACGGAAGGCAGCUCGUGGGGAAGUUUAUGGCGUUCGACCGCCACAUGAAUCUCGUUCUCGGCGACUGCGAGGAGUUCCGUAAGCUUCCACCAGCGAAAGGGAAGAAGAUCAACGAGGAGAGGGAAGAUCGCCGUACGCUCGGUUUGGUGCUGCUUAGAGGUGAAGAGGUUAUCUCCAUGACAGUCGAAGGACCACCUCCUCCUGAAGAAUCUCGUGCUAAGUCUGGCUCAGCAGCUGCUAUUGCCGGUCCAGGAAUCGGCCGUGCCGCCGGACGCGGAGUACCAACAGGUCCGCUCGUUCAAGCUCAGCCUGGGCUUUCUGGUCCGGUUCGUGGAGUCGGUGGACCAGCUCCGGGAAUGAUGCAGCCUCAGAUCUCUCGUCCGCCGCAGCUCUCAGCUCCUCCGAUUAUCCGACCUCCAGGACAGAUGCUUCCACCGCCUCCAGCUUUUGGUGGUCAAGGUCCUCCUCAGAUGGGAAGAGGUCUUCCUCAAGGUCCUCCUCCGCCUUACGGUAUGAGGCCACCGCAGCAGUUUCAAGGACCACCUCCUCCGUAUGGGCAAAGGCCGAUGGUUCCUCCUCCUGGUGGUAUGAUGAGAGGACCUCCUCCACCUCAUGGGAUGCAAGGACCGCCUCCUCCUCGCCCUGGAAUGCCUCCUCCUCCUGGAAGUUUUGCUCCACCGCGUCCCGGCAUGCCACCACCGCCUAAUCCCCAUAACCAGCAGCAGUGA
Molecule: messenger RNA, 795 nt
Organism: Thlaspi arvense
Lineage: Eukaryota; Viridiplantae; Streptophyta; Magnoliopsida; Brassicales; Brassicaceae
Source: the annotation of a GenBank genome assembly